GGGGGGAAGGGGCUGCGGGGGGGGAAGGGGCUGCGGAGAGCGCAUCUCGUUUUGACGUCUUCGUCGCCUUCUCCGGGAACGAAGAAAAAGUUUCGCGAGAAAAAUAACGGCGCCUUUUGGAAAUCAGUCCCAAGUGAAGAUAAAUGGUGGAAGCGAUUGUUGAAUUUGAUUACAAAGGUCAGCAAGAUGAUGAGCUGACCAUCUCUGUGGGUGAGGUCGUGACCAACAUCGAGAAAAAAGAUGGAGGGUGGUGGGAGGGUGAACUCGGUGGCCGAAGAGGUUUGUUCCCUGACAACUUUGUUAGAGAAAUAAAGGGUGUAAAGAAAGAACACCACAUAACUGUAAAACCCACAGAGAUGCUGGGGAGUGAAUUCCCCAAUGGCAGCCCAGUAUCUUCAAGUGAUGCGAGUCUCAAAAGUCCUAGAAAAGCUGAACAAAACAGACGAAGAAGAUGUAAAGCAGUGUUCAGUUAUGCCCCUCAGAAUGAAGAUGAGCUGGAGCUGAAAAUUGGUGACAUCAUUGAUAUUCUGGGUGAAGUCGAAGAAGGCUGGUGGGAAGGGGUCCUCAAUGGAAAAACUGGAAUGUUUCCCUCAAAUUUCAUUACAUCAUUUGCAGAUGAACAAGAGGAAAUGACCAACACUCAAGAAGAUACUGGAUUAAAAAUGCAUGUAAAGGAAAAAGGAAGUCCUGAACAGGAUGGUACAGAUGGGCACAGUGGAAAAACAGAAGGAGCAAAUGGUUCUGCAGUGACAGAAAUUCAGCCAAAAAAAAUAAAAGGAUUUGGCUUUGGAGACAUUUUCAAAGAUAAAGCGAUCAAACUAAGACCGCGAUCCAUGGAAAUAGAGCUUGAUAACCCCAUUGAUAAGCCCUCUACGAAAAAAGUACUUCCAGUUAUGCCCACUCAGGAGUCGUCGAAAUCUGAACCUGACAGCAGAGCUAAGGGUAAAGAAUACUGCAAAGUAUUAUUUCCAUAUGAAGCACAAAAUGAAGAUGAGCUGACCAUCAAAGAAGGCGAUAUUGUAAUUAUUAGAAGUAAGGAAUGUGCUGAUGCUGGAUGGUGGGAAGGUGAAACCAAUGGUAAACACGGAGUUUUUCCAGAUAAUUUUGUCAAGCUUCUACCUCCGGACUUUGAAAAAGAGCGACCCAAGAAACCUCCACCUCCUUCAGCUCCAGGCAUCAAGCCACUAUCAGGACCAAAACCUGACUGCUUGCUUACUGACAAAAGGACCGAAUCAAAAAGGAUACCUCCCGAAAGACCAGAAACCUUGCCAACUAGGAUAGAGGACAAAGAAGACAAGUCAGAACGAGAUCAAGCCAAGCCCUCAGUACCUGCAAUACCACCGAAGAAACCUUUGCCUCCCAAGACCAAUUCUUUAACAAGACCAAAUACAUUGCCUCCUAGACGUCCAGAAAGACCAGUAAUUCCCACAGGUCACAACAGGUCUGACAGCGAUUCAAAGUCUGAACUAGGAGUUUCUAUUAUUCUCUGCACGUCUGAGAGAGAGUCCUUGGAAAAGACCAAUGACAUUGACGUAGGGAGUUUUGAUAGUGUGGUUUCUUCCACUGAGAAACUUAAUCAUCCAACUGCCUCCCGUCCCAAAGCUAGUGGGAGACGACCCCCAUCUCAAGUCUUUACAUCUGAUGGAAAAUGCUCCCAGAUGUCAGCAAAGUCCCUGUCCACUUUCCACCAGCCCUCACUUUCAAGUCCUGAUUACCUGGAUUCGCCCAUAGCACAAGAAGACGAGCGAGAAGAGCAGGAGAAAAUAGAGUUGGAUUGUAGCACAACAAAAGUAAAGAGAGCCCCAAGACCCAUACCUGCGUUACCAACAUCUGAUAAAACAGCAUUGCCACCAAAACCUGGGCACUCGGUUUUGCCAUCUGGAUGCAAUCCACAUGCAACCAUGGUUCCUACAUUUCACCAUACCAUUGCUUCAGGAUCCGGACAAAGGCCAAACUCCCCAUCUAAGUUCAAUACUGAUAUGAAGCCAAAGAGUGACAAGAGUCAAGAUGCAAUUGAGGAGUUGAGGACACAAGUGAAGGAGUUGAGAACAUUCAUUGAAUUGAUGAAGUCUCAACACAAAAAAGAGAUAACUCAAUUGAUGAAUGAACUAGAUGAAGAAAAGAAGAUACGUAUAUCAUUGCAAUGUUUCUUUAACAGCUGGAAGUGGAAGGAAUUAAGAAAGCACUUCAAUCAAAGUGAUGGACUGUUUCCUGGAUGUAGUGCUGCAGUGACACCUUUCUGUGAUUCCAGGAUUUAGUUAAAACAGCCAAAUUUAGGUUUGUGCCAAAUUCAUUUUGUAAGCAUUUCCUGCUCCCUCCCCUUACAUCUUUUAUAAACAACUUUUCAUGAGUUUUGUAAAAUCUGAUCACACGAUAACUGCUGAGUGAUUUACUAUGUCCCCCUGUACUACAUGCACUGAUGUCAAAAUGGCUCUUCUAAUGCUAGAGGCUUAUAUACAUAUAUAUAUAUAUAAUUGCAAUGAAUCAAAAGUAACUCAGGCACACAAGUCCAUUCUGGUACUAUUUGAUGCUAUUUUUCCAAUAAAUAAAAUGUAAUGUUUCUGGGUACCAGUUUACACGCCUGAUGGUUUCUUUGUUCAUUUAUUUCUUGUAUUGACAUCUGUGUUCUAGUUAAAUUCCUUGAAGGGUAGUUACACCCUUUGAGCAUACAGCAGUUGUCCAGUUUUACUUUUGUGUUAAGGACCUGUGUCUUUUGGUGUACAAUGCUUAUUUUGUUUUGAAAUGAUCCUUUUAAGUACAAGCCUCGUAAUGGAAAUACUCAUAUGGUGAGCAAACAGUCUUACCAAAUUAACAUUGUAGAAUGUAUGGGAUUGAAUUGGUGCCUGAGCAAAUUCUAUUAAAUGUUCCCAUUUAGAGUAGCCAUUAAAUUGGCAUGUACUUCAUUGGAAAUUUCAUUUCUGAGCUGCAUUUAAAUUUGAUUUAUUAAAUACAUGAUUGCUAUUUUCA
Molecule: messenger RNA, 2967 nt
Organism: Callorhinchus milii (elephant shark)
Lineage: Eukaryota; Metazoa; Chordata; Chondrichthyes; Chimaeriformes; Callorhinchidae
Gene: sh3kbp1
Product: SH3-domain kinase binding protein 1
Exons: 19
Coding region: 144-2258 (704 amino acids)
Molecular function (GO): protein binding
Source: RefSeq, a predicted model, not a curated record